This is a messenger RNA of Glarea lozoyensis ATCC 20868, 861 nucleotides long. Its product is annotated as NAD(P)-binding Rossmann-fold containing protein. Gene Ontology annotation, molecular function: oxidoreductase activity. The transcript has 4 exons. NCBI's taxonomy places the organism in Eukaryota, Fungi, Ascomycota, Leotiomycetes, Helotiales, Helotiaceae. The record is from RefSeq and is a predicted model, not a curated record. Bases 1 to 861 code for a protein of 286 amino acids.
AUGGUCGCUUCAAACGGAACUGAGAAUGGCGCCGCGCCAGCCCGAGGAGUCGCUGAUAUCCCAGGCCCAUUGGGCAUUGAAUCCGCCAGCUUGAAAGGCAAAGUCGCUCUCGUCACAGGAUCAGGCCGUGGUAUCGGUCGCGAAAUGGCCCUCGAGCUCGGACGUCGCGGCGCAAAAGUCGUCGUCAACUAUGCCAACAGCUCCCAAGCCGCCGAAGAAGUCGUCGCCGCGAUCAAGAAAUCCGGCUCCGAAGCCGUGGCCUUCAAGGCCAACGUCUCGGUCGUCUCGGACAUUGUCAGCCUCUUCGACCAGGCCGUCGCGCAUUUCGGCGAGCUCAACAUCGUCUGCUCGAACUCGGGCGUCGUGAGCUUCGGCCACAUCGGCGAUGUCGAGGAGGAGGAGUACGAUCGUGUUAUGAAUAUCAAUACCCGUGGACAGUUUUUCGUUGCGAGGGAGGCGUAUCGUCAUUUGACUGUUGGCGGACGACUCAUUUUGAUGGGCAGUAUUACCGGACAGGCAAAGGGUGUGCCAAAGCAUACGCUUUACUCUGGGUCGAAGGGUGCUAUUGAGACGUUCGUCAGGUGUAUGGCUAUUGAUAUGGGUGACAAGAAAAUCACAGUCAACUGCGUCGCUCCAGGUGGUAUCAAGACGGACAUGUACCAGAAAGUCUGCAGAGAGUAUAUUCCUAACGGAGAGAACCUUUCUGAUGAUCAGGUCGAUGAGUACGCAGCGACCUGGUCCCCCCUCCACCGCGUCGGUCUCCCCAUCGACAUCGCCCGCGUCGUCUGCUUCCUCGCCAGCCAGGACGGCGAGUGGAUCAACGGAAAGGUUUUGGGUAUUGAUGGUGCUGCUUGCAUGUAA